AUUCUUAUUCCAAUCCAAUCCAAUCUUUUCGAUAUGAUCAAUUGUAUAAGACAGAGACUUUGACUCAUCAACCACAUAUAUACUUUACAUUUAUUUCCUCAUCAUCAAAUUAUAAUAAUUCAAACCAUGAGUAGUGAGAUUAUGCGAAAUUCCCAUGAAUGGUUUCAACAACAACAACAACAGCACCGGUACUUCAACGGCGGCGGCGGACAGACGGUUUAUCCGUCCAGCCCCACCAGCACUCUGUCUCACGACGGCAUAACAGUAGUCACAACCGAAGGCGGCAGUACUGCACCGUUAAUCAGUACUAGUGACAAAUCCAAGGGACUCGGUAAAACAAUCCGCAGGCGAUCCCGGGCUUCAAAGAAGACCCCGGUCACCCUUCUCAAUGCCGACGUUAAAGACUUCAGGGCACUUGUGCAGCGAUUCACAGGCUGCUCUAGUUCUGAGAUCUCCUUUGCCAACCGUAAAGGACCCGUCAAUUUGAACUUUGCUGCCUCCCAGGAUCAUCACCGUUUCUUUCUUCCUACUGCUAAUUCAGCACCAUCUCAAAAUGGGUUCAACUCCAAUAAUAAUAAUAACUACCACCACCAUCAGCAGCAGCAGCAGCAGCAGCAGGCAGCUUGGAGACCAGAGGCGGAAGAUGGUCACUACUUUAAAAAUGGGGGAAUAUUAAUGCGCAGUAAUGGAGUUCAGGAAGAGGAACUUGGAGUGAAUUAUAAUACUAAUAAUAAUAAUAUGCAAACAGUAGAUCAGUUUCAGAGUUUGGAUGAUAUUCUGGAGAUGGAUGAUAUUAAUGGAACUUCUCUACAUGACCUUAUAGGCGAUAUUAUUGCUUAGGGUUUAGGGUUUGUUUUUGUAGACGUCCACCACCAACAUCAUCAUCAUCAUCAUCUAUAAUUGUCUUUUUUAUUGUACCUAGCUAGUUAACUUAAUUUACUCUGUUUAUGUAACUUAGUUAUAUAUAUAUAUAUAAAUUCUCUUUCCAUA
This is a messenger RNA of Impatiens glandulifera, 990 nucleotides long. RefSeq names its product VQ motif-containing protein 22-like. The transcript has a single exon. The coding region runs from base 127 to 840 and encodes 237 amino acids. The record is from RefSeq and is a predicted model, not a curated record. Lineage: Eukaryota; Viridiplantae; Streptophyta; Magnoliopsida; Ericales; Balsaminaceae.